Linum trigynum is the source of this 3807-nucleotide messenger RNA. Lineage: Eukaryota; Viridiplantae; Streptophyta; Magnoliopsida; Malpighiales; Linaceae. The record is from the annotation of a GenBank genome assembly.
CUUCUUGCUUUGCUUGUCUAAUGAAAACCCCUAAAUGUCUUUAUGUUUCUCGUGUAGGUCAUGAUGGUUGUUGUGAGUAGUUGUGGAUUAGAAGACCUCGAGAAAUACUAUCCUAGGACAUCCUAGGCUUUUAUCACUUAUAUUACAUGAUCAAUGCUCCAUUUCUGCAAUACCCAUAAUAGUACUUUUAUGUCUUUGUUGAUUGUCCAAAAUAAUACAGUUUCUCGAAACUCACUCACACGAUCAAAAGGAACCAGCCACGAGUUGAAUCAUUACAUAAGGUAUUGUCUAAUACGUCGUAAGUUCUAUGAGCUUAUGUGAGUUGGAAAAAGGGAUUCAAAUUCAGCGAGGACUAUCCCAUCUUUGAAUAUAAUUCCACAAAUAAACAAUUCCACAAAUAAACAAGGAGUGUGUUAAUAAAUCAUAGAUUUUAUCCUCUUUCCUCCAUUGAAAUGGUGUGACUCUGCUACUUCAUGUCAUUUAAAGAAACUUACACUAUGCUUGAGAUAAACAUUAGAUUUUGAAACACUGUGCAUACUUUCAUACUGAAUUUUGGUUUUGCUCUUAAAAUGCACAGUUACUUUCAUAAAUAUUUAGCUUUGUACUCUCCAUAAAAAAAAAAUUCAGAUUAAUCUAUUAUUGACUAGAUAUUUCUUUAUGACCAAAGAUCGAUAUGAAAGGAAUACCCGUUGAGGGUGUAAAACCAAAUAUUGACCUACGAAUGCAUUUUAAUGGUAAAAUGAAAAUUUUGAUACGUAAAUGUGCAAAAUGGAUCUAAAUAAAAUAGGGUUAAUGUCAUGUUUAGUCAUAUUUAGUCACUAGAAAAAAUUAAUAUCAAUAAUAAUGGUCACUAAAUUUAGUAAAAGAUGUCAUGUUUGGUAACUCUCCGAUAGUCUCCAACUACGUUAAUAGAGUUUGUUAAGUGAUGACAUGACGAACGAAAUCGUCUAUCAGUUGGAUUUAACCCCACAAAAUUAAAACCCGCCACGUCAAAAAACUAUUCCAACCCAUAACCCAACCCUUUAUCUUCUUCUCUAUUUGACCUGACCGACCGAACCUUCUUCCUCUCUCCGAAAAUUUUCAUCUUCCCCAUCUUUCUUCUCUAAAGAUCCGGCCGCCUUCAGUUCCACCGCCAUCUCUGCCUGCUGACUCCUAGAGGAGGGUUGAUAACCCUUCUCUAUCAAGUAUCAACUCUCAUAUUUGAUAUUUCCCUUUUAAGUUUGCUGGAAAACGAUCUGGGCCAAGAGCCUUGUGCCCAUCAGUGAUUGGUGAAUGAAUUUACCACCGGAUUUCCAUUUAAAAAUGAAAUAGCUCCAAAAUGCUCUUGAAGCCGGGGUCGCGGAGGUGCCGAAGCCUAACUAGCAACGUCCCUGCUCUAGAUAACUUGUCCUUUUAUGGACAGAGUAGCUAUAUGGGAAUGGCUAUUUAUUUUAUAAAGAACAGAAAAAACUUGGUAGCUGGUUAGUAUUGCAACAUCACCGGCUCUAGCAGUCGUUCUCACUCAAAGUGGAAUGGGGAACCAGUCGGAAAAUUGGGCAGAGAAGAAUCGUCUACAAGGCGGCCCUGGGAUAAUUGAGGUUAAUCCUAACCCCCGAAAUGGAUUGACUUCAAAAGUCAUCGAUUUGGCGGAGAAAUUGGUGGGCAAGCUCGCCCACGAUUCGCCUCAGCCUCUUCACUACCUCGCCAGCAUUUUCUUUCCAGGUGGCAGCCGGCAGCGAUGGCGGUGGAGCAGGAGGCGGCUGGAUCCGGAGAGAAGAAAGAUGGGGAAGAUGAAAAUUUUCGGAGAGAGGAAGAAGGUUCAGGUCGAACCGGUCAAAUAGAGAAGAAGAGAAUGGGUUGGGUCAUGGGUUGGGUCAUGGGUUGGAUAGUUUUAAUGACAUGGCGGGUUUUAAUGACAUGAUGGGUCGGGUUUUAUUUUUUAUGUGUUAAAUCCGGCUGAUUAGGUGAUUCGGUUUGCUACGUCCCAACUUAACGAACUCUAUUAAUGUAAUGGAGUUGGAUGAAGAUUAACGAAGAGUGACAAAAAAUGACAUGUAUUACUAAACUUAGUGACUAUUAUAUAUAUUAAUUUUUAAUUUUUUCUAGUGACUAAACACCACACAUUUUAGUACAAUCGGUGACCAAACAUGACAUUAACCCAAAUAAUAUAUAUCUAAAAGUCGAAUUGGAUGGUUUUUUUAGAGAAGAGAAUGAAGAUGAUAAUUAGCAAUGAGUACUAGACUCUUUAUAUAGACUUUAGAAAAUAAAAAUUGUAUUUUUAUUUAUAACACUAAUUAGCAUUUAGUACUUCCCAAGAAAUGAACUAACAAUGCAAGUACAUUCCAUAGAAGAAACUGAUUUAUCACAUACCAACACGAUGAGUUGGACGAGAGUGUCAUGAUCUAAAUCCCGAGUUUGGUUGUGUUGAUCUCAGAGUGCACGACUUAUUAUGUCGUAAUCUAUAUUAUGACCUUAUAAGAUGAACUCUAGGUCUUGAGUGUGAGUACAAUCUUGGUGGGAUGAACGGUCAGAAUCGGCAAUCCAUUGAGGAGUUAAGAGUCUCCACUCAAUGUGGGGAGUACGUCUUACUGAUGUCAAUUGAAAAGUUGUGUUUAUCAUAUCAUUUCUUCUUGAUAUUUACCCUAUUGAUUAUGCAUUUAGAGUCGUUUUAGAGUGGAUUUUAUUACCGUUAGCUCCUUUGUGUAUUUGAUAGCCUCUAGGAGCUUUUUUUAUAAUUCCGAUGCCUUAUGAGAUAUUUCUUUAUGUUUUUUCAGCCCUAGACAUGAUAGAAGACGAGUGUACUACAGUCUACAAACACAUGGGGAUCUAAAGGGAUUAAAUUUCAUAGUCAAACAAGGGAGAUGCAGAUUUUUUAGAUAAUAUGCAAAAUGGUGGUGCAUAGCAACGAGUCAGGUAGUAGUCACGAUACAAGUUCAGAUGCACAACCAGAAAAUCUCAAAUUCUAUAUCAGGCAUACAAUUAAAAAGUUGGAUAAACACAACCCAUCUUAAUGAUGGUGACUAGGUUCAAAUUCAACUUCGUCUUCCGAUUGGGUACCCUCGACGUCCCCUUCUCCAAAAUUGACGUGGAUGGAUUUUUCGUACGUAUACAGUUAUGCUCUUAAAUUUUGCCCUUGAUUUUGACCUUUAUUAUAAUAUUUUUUGUCAAAAAUGUGUAUUAUUAAAAGUAGGGGUGUUCAAAUGGUUACCGUGGUUAUAACCAACCAAUUAAGUCUAAAUUUCAUUAACCAUGGAAUAAUAUGUCUUAACCAAACCGUCCAAAUUAACAAUAAAACCAAAUUAACCAAACUAAAAUUUUAAUUUGUUUGGUUAAUCGGAUAAUCGUAUUAACCAAAUAUCAUAACAUUACAGGAAAACAAAAAUAAACUAUCAUUUUAUAUAAGCAAUAAUAAUAAGACUAACCAUCCAUGAUUAUCAUUAAUAUUCGAGUUAAUACAUCAUUCAUCAUCUCUGCAUCUAAUACAAGUAGCUUACAACAAACCCCUUAAUAUAAAUACAUACCAAUACCCCUCAUGAGGAAGUUAAAGCUCAAUUAUAAAAAACUUAAACUACAUAGUUUGAGGUGCUUAUUAUGGUAUUGUACGUAAUCCUAAACACUUAAACUAUAAUUUUUGGCCCAUAAUGUUUUGGAUUGUUGUGCACAUGAAAAUAAAAUAGGAAAUCACGAAAGUUUGGUUUGGUUGAUUGCAUGGAAGUAUAAAUAAUUUUGUAUAUUAGGUGUAUCAUGUAAUUGGUUAAUUGAUUUAAUUGGUUAGAAGAGUUGAAACCAAACCAAACCACCUAAGCCAAAUAAGCUAAAUUAUUUAAC